GGGGUCAUCCGGUGGUGUCAGGUGGUAAUGGCACCUCGCCGAGUCCUCUCCCCCUUGACCAGACAAGAUUAAGGAGACGUGAGCCCCUCGGUCUUGAUCGGUGCCAUGAGACGUCUAACCAAAUGCAACUCCUGUCCGCCUUUUGCUUCUUCCCCUCUCAGGUCGGCACCCGACCGCCAGCCCCGCCUUGUCGAUCCUCCCCCCGACCAUUUCGUCCACCCUCUUCUCCAACCAUGUCGCGCGCGCGCGAGAGAGAGGUGCACUCCUGUCGUAGGUCUUUAUAGUAGUGAACGAGAGAGAAGGGUUGCAGCGGAAGCGAUAAGAGCAGUCCAAUAUACAAGGAUAUGGAGACGAAGGACGUGUGUCUCGGCCGAGCGACACAGCGGGGGAGACAGCGACGUGGGUUGCACCUCGUGGCCCAGAGGAGGUCGGCAGAGGCUGCCCCUUGUGUGUUGUGUCGCUCCACCUCGACACAGGCGUCACACCAGCGCCAAUCCCGUCUUCUUUAUUAAGCGCUCCACCGAUCUGCCAUCGCCCACCACCCUCCUCCUUUCGCUGCUACUGAUCCCUUCCUCAUCACCCUUCCUUCCCCUUCACGAUGGCUUUCUCGUACCAAGAACACCAUCCUUUUCUUCUGGACUCUCCUUACUUCCCAAGGAGCCCAGCCGAGAUGCUUCUCGUUCCACAGCAGGGUGGGGAGAUGGCCAAUAAUGCCUCCUCCUCCUCCUGCUUCCCCUACCCCUACCCCUACCCAUCCGAAGCAAGCCCAGUGGCGCCGGCCACUGAUGCCAGUGCCUAUGGUACGAGUGCUCCUUCGGUCGAUAGUCACACUGUUUGCUCCCCGGUGGCUUCCGAAACCCACGAUGCUGAGAACAAAAGGAAGAGCAGAGACGAGGCCAGCUUGAUGAUCACUGGUGAACUCAAGAAUACCAAGGAGGGGGAAAUCAAGAAACAGAGGAGACUGAGAGGCGGGCAAAAGAAAACAGAGGAGAAGAAACCUAAACCCAAUGAUUCCAAAGGGUCAAAAGCUUGUUUGGAUACCACUGGUGGAUACGUUCAUGUCAGAGCAAGAAGAGGUCAAGCCACGGAUAGCCACAGUCUUGCAGAAAGGGCAAGAAGGGAGAAGAUUAGCGAAAGAAUGAAGAUGCUACAAGGCCUUGUUCCUGGAUGUGAGAAGGUAACCGGAAAGGCUCUCAUGCUGGAUGAGAUAAUCAACUAUGUUCAGUCCUUGCAAAACCAAGUUGAGUUUCUGUCGAUGAAGAUCGCCUCGUUGAGCCCCAUAUUGUAUGGCUUCAAUGUGGACUUUGGUGAUUGCAUAGACCAACCUCAGUUUCAGAAGCUGAUGACAAGCAUACCAGAGGCGAUGGCUUCGGCAGAGCAAACCAAUCAACUUCAAGCCAAGGCUUUUGGCAAUGGAGCAACAGGUUACCGAGUGAUGGACGAUUCAACACCUCUUUUACUGCAGGUCAAAGGACCCGCAAGCUUCUCUCAUCAGGAUGGUGGCAGUGCCCUGCAAGUGGGAGAACAAAGACAAGGGUCUCUUGAUCAAGUAGGGUUUAUCAACAUGUGCUCUUUCCAGUAGAGAUUUAUAUGUAGCUCCUGCAGUCUCACUGCAUGUACAUGGACGAACAGCAGGCACAACACCGAAGUACUCUCAUUGUUCAUAUUGCCUGUUCCUGCCCAUGUGGAAGUGUUUCUUCUCUACAGAACUGCACCGAGCAAAGAAACUUACAACCAAAGAAGAACAAAGAGAAAGGGCAGAGGCAGGAAGACACGGAAAGAGCUGAUCCUUGCUGUUGGUUACUCGACCACAGGGUAGAAUUUGCGUAUGUACUGAGCACAGUAAAAUAAUUCUAUUUUGUUUUCA
Messenger RNA from Musa acuminata AAA Group (dessert banana), 1867 nucleotides. RefSeq names its product transcription factor BC1-like. The transcript is spliced from 8 exons. Gene Ontology annotation, biological process: regulation of DNA-templated transcription. The record is from RefSeq and is a predicted model, not a curated record. Gene Ontology annotation, molecular function: DNA-binding transcription factor activity; protein dimerization activity. The coding region runs from base 599 to 1582 and encodes 327 amino acids. Gene Ontology annotation, cellular component: nucleus. Lineage: Eukaryota; Viridiplantae; Streptophyta; Magnoliopsida; Zingiberales; Musaceae.